AUGGAAGGACUUCCUAGGAUUCCUGCUGUCAGCUUGUGUUUGAAGAAAACUGAUUUUGUACCUGAACUUCAACCAUUAAAAAGAUAUAUUGAAGUACAGUACCAACAGCCUUCCAGUAAUUAUGACAAAGAAUUUAAUGAGUUUCUUAGCCUACGCAAAUCUGCUUGUGAACCAUCCAUUGAUUACACUGGAGUUUCCCAACAAAAGCGUUAUUAUGCUCAGCUACAGCUGCUUAAAGGCAGGUUUCAUUUUUCUGCGGAAAAAUGUACAGAUGUAAAAUGGAAAUGGCAAGAUGCUUUUUCCAACUCAUUCUCAGAAUCUUCUGACAUUCGGUUUGAGGAGGCUUCGGUGAUGUAUAAUAUUGCAGCACUACAUUCAAUUCUGGGUGUCAAAGAGAGAAGAUCAGAUGCGGAUAGUAUGAAAAUUGCUUGCACUCACUUUCAAUGUGCCUCAUGGGCCCUGAGUACAUUGGUUGAGCGUCAUUUACCUUUACCUGGUGCACCUGAUUUAAACAGUGAGCUUAUGCUUACUUUCGGGUCCAUUAUGCUAACACAAGCACAAGAGUGUGUUGUAGAAAAGUCCAUCCUGGAUAACAGACCUGCUAAUGUAAAUGCUAAGCUAUCUCAAUAUAUAAUGGAUACCUAUGAAAAUGUUGGUGUUCAAUUGUUGUCUUUUGAAUCGAAUGAUAAAAUGGUGCUUCCAAAAUUUUGUAAAGAAUGGCGUCGUCGGUGUCAAAUGAAAACUAGCUUCUAUUCAGCUUUAACAGCUUAUUAUGCUGGCAUACAUGAAGAAGAGAAUAAAGCUUUUGGUAAAGCUAUAGCCUGGUUUCAGCUUGCUGUUAAACGUAUCGAAGAUUGUGAAACAAUGGCGAAAAAUUUCAAAGAUUCAGAAAAUCCCUCCAUGUUUGUUUCAAGUGGUACUUUUCGCGCUAGUGCUACAUAUGUUGGGGAUAUUAUUCGUAAUAAAUUGACAAGUUCUACAAAGGAUAAUGAUUUUGUAUAUCAUGAGUCUGUACCGAAAAUUGAAUUACUUGAACAAAUUAAAGGUGUUUGCAUUGUUAAAGGUGUACCAUUUGACCAUAAUGAUCCAGAAGUUAGGGGUCGUGAUAUUUUUCAUCGACUUAUACCAAUGAAUGUGUUAGAAUCAGCGUCAAUAUACAGUGAGAUGAAGGCCUCACUUCUGCGUACUUUGACCGGUGAAGUGGAUUCGAAAGAGGAUGAAUUAGAUAAAUUUUUAUCCACACUUUACUUGGAUCCACAGACAAUGUUGACACCAGAUCCACCCUUACCUCAGUCAAUUUAUGAUCGUUUUGCUAGUAUGGAUGCUAUGGAGCAAGAUCCUAAUCGUGAAUUAUCAAAACAGUUGAAAAGUCUUGUAAGCGUCAGUGUUGAUGUUGACAGUGAAAUCAAAAAUUUGUCUAUCAAACUGGAUGAUAUGGAAGGAUGUUUCAGUGCAUUGCUCGCUGUUAAAGGUAAUGAAAAGAUGAGAAAUUUCAGUAUCAUUGUAAAAAAUUUAAAGGAACGCUUUAAAUCACUCUAUGAUGCUUGUCAACAAGCUAAACAAUCAAACAAUCAAUUGAGAGAGUUUAUUGGACAACAGUUGAAAUCAUUUGAUGAUACUUUGAAAGUAUCAUUAGAUGAAUUUGUAAAGAAUUUACCGUCAGUAAAUGAUUUAAUCACUGAUAUAACAUUUAAUAAAAUUUUCAUGGAAGCACAACGUUUAUUUGAUAAAGUCAAUGAAAUGCGUCAACAACGAUAUGAAUUAAAUAAAGAUAAUUUAGAUGUAUGGUUUACAAAUCGUUUAAAAACAAAACAUGAUAAUCUUGUAAAUAUUAUUAAACAGAAUUUAAUUGCACAAGGUAAUAUUCAAUCUGCUCUGAUUGAUUUAAAUGCUGAAUAUGCACCAUUAUGGGAAAAAUUAAAAGAAAUUCGAAUAAAACGAUCUGAACAAAUUAAUCAUAUUCUAUCAACUGGUGAAGUAUUUGAUGAUAUUCUAUUAAAAUCUAAACAAGGGAUAACUUUUUACAAUUCUGUAAUUGAUCAAUUAAAACAACUUGACAAAGAGAUUGAUCAACUCAUUGAAGAUUUUCAUAAACAGUUACGUUCAUCAAUGGCAGAAUUAUCGAAACCAAUAUCAAAUGUAUCGACUGAAUCAUUGCCUCGUUUACCAUCUGUCUCAGUACCUUCAUUCCCAACUCUUGCAUCAUUCCCUUCAGCUUCGAUUCCAUCAAAUCAAUCUGUUGGUGAUACUUCUAUAUCUCGUAGUCAACCUCAUUCACAGGAUGUGUACUUUAAACCACCAGGUGUUGCUCACUCUUUCUCGUAUCAACCUACUUCUCAGCCUCAACCACCUUUUAGAGUCCCGAUGCCAAAUAUACAAACUUACAACAAUCCACAACAAAAUACCAGUGUUAACUUUCCACCAUCUUCUAUUGCAAAUUCCACUUCAUCGUAUACCCCAUGUUUUUCGACAUCCACCCCAAUGCCAACAGCUCUUCAUCAGCCUCCUGCAUUACCAGGUGGUUUCACUCAAACCAUCAAUAUGGUUAAUCCUUUGACGCCUCCUUUUCCACGAACGGAUGUUUCUAUUCGACAAACAGUUAACAUGCCUCCUUCGCAACCGAAUAAUAUAUCUAAUGCAAUCGAGUCACGAUUUGUUUCAAAUAAUCUACACCCUCCUGUCUUCUCAUCUACUGUAUCUUCACAACAACAAUCUCAUUUACCUGGUAACACUGGUUUUCCACCUUCUAACAAUAUUCUCCAAGCUUCGUUUCGUGCUGGUAAUCCUUUGGUCACACCAAAUUAUUUAUCUUUGAAUACCAGUCAAAUUCCUCGACAAUCUAUUUGGCCAAAUCAAUCAAUGCACAAUCCAGCUUAUCAAAAUCUCCAGCCAGGAUAUCCUCAGGGAUUAUCACCGAUGCAACAACCCAGAGGAGUUGGUAGUAUUCAACAAUCUCAGUCAAAUACACCUCCUCCAAGUGCACUGAACUAUCAGCAAACGGCUUUCCAUGUGAAUAAUUAUCCGUUAAAUCCUGGCCACAUUCCAGUUGGAUCACAUUCGUAUAUGCUUCAGCCUAAUCAGAAUCAGUAUACACAUACAGUUCAACAACCUACAAGUAUAUCGACACAAUUUACACCACCGACAAAUGUACCUCAAGCUUAUCAAGGCACUCGUUCCCUUGAAAGUAGUAAUAAUACUACUACAGUUGGACAGACAACAAACCCUCCAUCUACAAUGUCUGAUCAGAAAUCACCUCUACAAGUCUUAGAUACUAAUAAUGAUGUGUGUUCAUCAUCAAACAUGAAAUCACUUUCUCCCAUUCAACCUCAAGUUUUAACUAAAGCUGAUUUCGAUGCUAAACGUAGAGAGGAACGAUUACGUGAAGCUUAUUCAUUGAAUUCAACUUCUCAGACAACAUCUAUUCCUUCAUUGAAUAUUAAAGAAUCAUCUUCAAAUGAAAUGAAAUUAUCAACAAAUUCAGAAAUAAUUCAUGAAGAAGAUAAUAAUAAUUCAUACUCAAAUUCAACAUACCUUGAUCAAACUACUAAUGAAUCUUCAAUAGUAACUGAUUCUAUCAAGGAUCAUUCAAUUUCUCAAUGUAAAUUUACUUCACCUGAAGGUUUAUCUGAUCCUCUUGUAUUGAAUCGAUUUAUUGCUUCAGCUGAACUUCUUUUAACUUGGCUUGAAAAUCCAAAUGAGCUAGUUCCUCUUUCUACUACUACUACUACAGCACCAUCAUUAAAUUCACAGACAAAUUCUAUAACAAGAUUAAAUAAAGCUUGGCAAAAAGUACAAUUAUUAGCUAAUGAUUUUUCAACUUCUGUAUACUUUAAUGGUAAACGACCAACACAAGCAGCUGCUUUAUGUUGUCCAUCAAAAAAUCGUAGUCAAGAGUUUGUUCCAUUCGAUGUUAAUCGUGUUAUCUUAUCGUCAUCAUCAUCAUCAUCAAUGAAAAAUGAUUAUAUCAAUGCAAGUUAUAUUGAUUUUCAGAAUAAUUUAGGUGAAUGGUGUCCACGAUAUAUUAUAACACAAGCUCCAUUACCUAAAACUGUUAUCGAUUAUUGGACAAUGAUACUUGAACAAGGUUGUGAAGUAAUAGUAAUGUUAAUUCCAUCACGUAUGAAUACAACUGUUAACUCGUUUACUAUGUCUAAAUCAUAUGGUGAAGGUGGAUUCGGUGAUGAUAAUGAUCCAUUACGUGUACCAAUACAUUUACCAAUGAAUAAACCUGGCUCUAGACUAUCUUUACCUGGUAGUAGUUUAGAAAUUCGUCUUCAAGCAAUCAAAGAAUCACAUUUAGAUAAUAAUGAUUCCAAUUCUCUACAACAACAACAACAACAAUUUUCAUGGACUGAAAGAAUUCUAACAAUACAAAAUUUGACACCAAAUGUUGUACAACUAGUUGCUUUCAUUAAUCAUGUUCAUACUUAUUAUAAACAACAAAGAAAUUUACUUCGACCCAUUGCAAUUGUCUGUGAAUAUGGUGCAGGAUUAAGUGGUAUAUUUGUAACUGCAUCAGUUGGUAUACUACAUACAGAAAUGUUAGGACGAAUGGCUGAUGUAUUCACUAUAGCUGGUUAUCUAUGUCAACAACGUCGUGGUGUAUUAAACAAUUCAUCUCAAUUAUAUGCUGCUGCUCGAUUGAUUGGUUAUUCUGCAAUAGAGAUAGCAGCUAGAAAAGAUGUUAUCAUUGGUCCAAGACGUCGUCCAUCAAUGAAAUCUGAAAAUAAUACAAAGUUAGACACAACAAUACAUCAUCUUUCACAUCCUGUUAAUACUAAUCCACUAGAUAAUAUUUUUUCUGACAAAUCUCUACGAUUAGAUGACUUAAUAUCUGUGGUCGAUAAAUGGUCAGUAAAGAAUGAAGUUGAAUCAGUUUGCUGUAAUUCAAAGACUGAAGAAAGUUCUAAGGAUUCUUAUUCCAAAAAUGAUUCUGAUCUGUCUACACCAGAGAAUUCUUUAAAUACUACUGAUGAAAAGUUAACCAAUAGUAAUAACAGUUUUACUAAUCGACAACAUGAUAUAAAUAUACCAGAACAUUUAGUAGAUUUAAAUUAUUUAACUAAAAAUUCUUUGAAUAAUAAACGUUUCACUCGUCAAGAUUUUGAAAAUUCACGAUCAUCAUCAUCUCAAUUAUAUUGA
Molecule: messenger RNA, 5142 nt
Organism: Heterobilharzia americana
Lineage: Eukaryota; Metazoa; Platyhelminthes; Trematoda; Strigeidida; Schistosomatidae
Source: the annotation of a GenBank genome assembly